AGGGGUUGUUGGGUAGGUUAGAGGUUUAAGGUCUGUUACUGACUUUUCUAUUCUAGUCAGCCUAGCUUUCCUUGAUGUUACAAUGCCUUGUUUUUCAACAGCAAAUUUAGCUUACAGCACAUCAACACUUUGUUUAGCCAUUAUAUGUGCUGUAAUAGUUUGUAGUUCAGAAGACAGGAACACACUACAACCCUCUCUAGGCCCUGUGGACUGUUUAAUGUCAGAAUGGUCUUCAUGGACGCGUUGUGACCCCUGCAACAAGAAGAGGUAUCGCUAUGCCACAGUGAUCCAGCCAUCUGAGUUUGGCGGAGAACCGUGUCAUGAUCACGGCAGAGAGGAGGAGCCCUGCACUCCUCCAUCUCGAUACUCCUGUCGGACUCGCACUCCUUUAUGCCAGGGCUUCCGCUGUACCAUCACAGGUCGCUGUGUGUUGGAGGGUCUUCGCUGUAACGGUGAUGAUGACUGUGGUGAUGGAUCUGAUGAAAAGGAAUGUGAUAAAGUGUACAAAGCAUGUAAUCAGCCAACUAAAGAGUAUUAUGGAAUAGAAAAUCUGGCUAAAGGAAUUAACAUCUUGAAUGGGAAUCUGGAGGCAGUGGUGCUUGACAACCGCUACUAUGCUGGUGGCUGCUUGCCUAAUUUUAUUCAGGAUGUUCGCUUCAGGAAGCCAUAUAAUCUACAACAGUACACAAUAGAGACAAAAGGCUCCUAUGAUUUCAAGCUGGAUGCCUUUGAGUCAUACAGUGACUUCUCUACAAGUGAAAGCAAGGCAACUCUGUCCAAGACCAGUGUCUCUAUUGGAAUUGCUAUUCCUAAUGUUUUUGAAUUCAGUGUUAAUUAUAAUGACCACAAGUACAAGAAGUCAGUGAAGAAGAUGCGCAGCUUUACAGGGACGAAAAAUAAAUUUAUCCGUGCCCGUGCUGAGCUUGAGGUAGCACGAUAUGCUUUAAAGACAGAAAAUCUGAUGUUACACCCUGAGUUCCUGUCCCGCCUGCACUCCCUGCCAUUGGAGUACACAUACGGCGAGUACCGGCAGCUGUACAGCGACUAUGGGACACAUUUUAUAAAAGAGGCAAUGCUUGGUGGAAACUUUGAGUAUAUUAUUGUGCUCAAUGAGGAGAAAUUUGAAAAAUCCGGCUACACGCUCGAUGAUACCAAGAAAUGUAUUCAGCUUGGACUCAAAGUAGGGGUCAACAUUGAUGGAGUGUAUGUGAGUGGAGGACUUUCUGGAGGUGGCUGUAAAGGUCUACUGAAAGAACUCGGAGAUUCCAGUAAAACUAAUGAAAUGGUUGAAGAUUUAAUUAUUGCGGUGAGAGGAGGUGACAGUGAGACAGUUUCACGUCUAGCAGCAAAAGAACUACCAACUCCAGACAUCAUGCAGCUGUGGGGUGAUGCUGUCUUCUACAAUCCUGACUUUAUCAGCAGGAAGAUUGAGCCACUGUAUGAGUUGGUGUCAUCGCGAGACAUCUCUGAUGCUAACAUCCUAAAGAAGAACCUGAGGAGAGCUCUGGCAGAGUACCUGAAAGAAAUCAGCUCCUGUCGCUGCUCUCCCUGUUUGAAUAACGGAAUAGCAGUCCUCAAAGGCUCCAGGUGUGUGUGUGUUUGUCCAGCUGGUUUCAGGGGAGUGAGCUGUGAGAUAACUCAAAGAAAAGUAAUGGCAGUAGAUGGCAGUUGGAGCUGUUGGUCUUCAUGGUCCACCUGUACAGAGAGGACCCAGAGUCGCACCCGCCAGUGUAACAAUCCAGCCCCACAGAAUGGUGGAGUGACGUGCCUGGGACCUCAAGAGGAAUCAGCUGAUUGCUUCUAACAUACAAUGUUACAAUCAAUCAAUUUUGUAUGGAAAAGACUUAUAAAGUAGUUUAAUAAAACCACAUAACAUACAUUAUUGAAAA
Myxocyprinus asiaticus (Chinese sucker) is the source of this 1889-nucleotide messenger RNA. It is a transcript of the gene c8b, whose product is annotated as complement component 8, beta polypeptide. Gene Ontology annotation, molecular function: protein binding. The transcript has 12 exons. The coding region runs from base 83 to 1804 and encodes 573 amino acids. Lineage: Eukaryota; Metazoa; Chordata; Actinopteri; Cypriniformes; Catostomidae. The record is from RefSeq and is a predicted model, not a curated record. Gene Ontology annotation, biological process: immune response. Gene Ontology annotation, cellular component: membrane attack complex.